Messenger RNA from Pollicipes pollicipes, 615 nucleotides. Its product is annotated as somatostatin receptor type 1-like. Gene Ontology annotation, biological process: G protein-coupled receptor signaling pathway. Gene Ontology annotation, cellular component: membrane. The record is from RefSeq and is a predicted model, not a curated record. The transcript is spliced from 4 exons. Gene Ontology annotation, molecular function: G protein-coupled receptor activity. Lineage: Eukaryota; Metazoa; Arthropoda; Thecostraca; Pollicipedomorpha; Pollicipedidae. Bases 1 to 615 code for a protein of 204 amino acids.
AUGGACGGAGUGGUGGUGGCGUUCUGUCUGCUCAUGGUCACCAGCUCGGGCGUUCCCGUGCUGGCCAUUGUCACCAGCCGCUCGCUGCGGGACCGGCCCAUGUUCCAGCUGAUCGCGCACAUGGCCGGCGCCGGCGCGGCGUUCGUGGCCGCGCUGCUGGUCGUUAGCCUGGAGAGGUACGUGGCCGUGGAGCACGGGCUGCGCUACUUCACGCUGCUGACGCCGCGCCGCGUGCAGCUCCUGCACGCCGGCGUCUGGGUUCUGGCCCUGCUGAUGGCGUCACCGCAUCUGGCGCACGCCCUCACCGCCCCCGCCCCGGCCCACGCCGUGCCCUGCUCCUACAGCUACCACGUGCCCGGGUACGCCGGCUUGGUGGCGGAGCUGCUCAUCAGCAUCCUGCUGGUAGCGGCCGUGCUGGUUGUGAACGCGACCGUCGGCCUGCGAGGCGUGCAGCAGGACCGCGAGAUCCAGCGGCAGCAGGCGGCUGGCGGUCAGAUGGCCACCUCCAGCCGCCAUCAGGCGCUCUUCGCCAUCAGCAAGCUCGCACUGCUCACCUGCGCCUUGCAGCUGCCCAAGAUGAUCGUGGACUGUGCCAGCCUAACGAGCUUCGGCUGA